AUGGCGUUCGGUGAGUUUCUCGAUCGCGUGAGCGAGCGCGCGGGACGCGAACCGUUGAUUGGGGAAGGUGAGCGAUAUUAUUUGAGAAGCGUCGACGGUAAGGCGCGCGCGGACGUGCGUCGAACGCAUCCGGGACUCGCUCGGGCGCUCGAGCUCGAAUGCGUGUGGCCCGAGACGCGCUUUCACAGCUCCGUGUUGCGAAUCAGUUCGUCCGAGACGACGCUCCAGACGCACUUUGACACGCACGAUAACGUUCUGAUUCAACUCGCCGGCGAAAAGGAGGUGACGUUGUUUCCACCAGAGGUGGACUCGUACAUGUACGUCCAAGGCUCGAGUUCGCGCGUGAAUUACCCAAACGACGCGCCCGGAGAAUUUCCACUGUUCGAUAAGUACGCCAAAGACGCGGCGUUGAAAAUCAAGCUUCGCCCGGGCGACGCUCUGUUCAUUCCCGCGUUUUGGUUUCAUCACGUCUACGCCUCGGGCGACGGCGCGUCCGUGGCGGUGAAUGUGUUCUUUCGCACGUUUGAACCGAGCGCGUACAAUCCGAGUGAUAUCUACGGUAAUAAAGACUUGGUUGCGGGCAAAGAGGCGUGUGAUCUCGCCUCGCGCGCGGGGAGCGCGUUGGACGAGUUGCCCGAACCGUUUCGCAGUUUUUACGCCCGGCGCGCCGUCAAGGCUUUGGCGAAUCAACUCGCCGUGCGCAUUAACGAAGAGUGGUGA
This is a messenger RNA of Ostreococcus lucimarinus CCE9901, 720 nucleotides long. RefSeq lists its product with no specific name. The record is from RefSeq and is a predicted model, not a curated record. Bases 1 to 720 code for a protein of 239 amino acids. The transcript has a single exon. Gene Ontology annotation, molecular function: 2-oxoglutarate-dependent dioxygenase activity; tRNA binding. NCBI's taxonomy places the organism in Eukaryota, Viridiplantae, Chlorophyta, Mamiellophyceae, Mamiellales, Bathycoccaceae. Gene Ontology annotation, biological process: wybutosine biosynthetic process.